Molecule: messenger RNA, 4031 nt
Organism: Platichthys flesus (European flounder)
Lineage: Eukaryota; Metazoa; Chordata; Actinopteri; Pleuronectiformes; Pleuronectidae
Gene: pkd2
Product: polycystic kidney disease 2
Exons: 15
Coding region: 547-3258 (903 amino acids)
Biological process (GO): release of sequestered calcium ion into cytosol; detection of mechanical stimulus; potassium ion transmembrane transport
Cellular component (GO): membrane
Molecular function (GO): voltage-gated calcium channel activity; calcium ion binding; signaling receptor binding
Source: RefSeq, a predicted model, not a curated record
CAUGACUCUGGAUGUAACCUGAGUCCGAGCGAGGGUUUUCAGGGGAACAGUUCAGGAACAAGAUGGCUGUCCUGGGACAAAAAAUCCAACUUUCCUCUCCAUCUCAAACUCCUCUUUUCUGACGCGAUCGCUGACUUCAAGUUAUCAGUUUAACUUCGAACAACUUUAAUCGCUUUAAAGGCAUCGGUAGCAUUAAUGGACGUCGCUGCUCGAGACGCUCGCUUGGUGUUUUCUCCAGGAAUGUUUUUCUAAGGGACAGGCGAGGGUGGAAACUAAGUAACUCUGGAUAAAAAGGACAGGGUAUUGUGUAUUGUAUAUGUCUCUGUUGUGACUGCUACACACGGUGACAUGUUGUGUUGUUUGCAGGUUGUUUAGUUAGUGGAACAACUGUUGUUUUGGGUUUUUAAUCCGCUUUAACAUCUGAGGAUCCCCGGAACCAAAGAAUAAUUGAGAAGUCGAUGUAAACAGUUAACAUCGGUUUUUGGGGAAGUUUUAAAAAUUUCCAGAUGCCUCGUACCACAUAAAAAAAAAAGAGUAAACUGGACCAUGAGCUCAUCCCGAGUCAGACCCCAGCAGCCACCGCAGAGCCAGACUGGCAGGCUGCCGCACAGACUCGACUCCGGCGAGGGGAUAGAGAUGGAGAACAUCCAGCAUCCAGACCCGGAGCCCGGAGGAGCCAUGGUCACCCCGUCGCCUCCGUCUAGACAGGCCUGGAGCCGGGACAACCCGGGGUUUGAGCCCGAGGACGAGAUCAUGGAAGCCGACUGGCCUCAAGCGAGCCCCGGGAGGAGGUCGGUGUCCACGGCCUCCAGCAGCAGCUGCAGCAGCGGCCUGGGCAGCUACACCGGCGGCGGCAGCAGCCCGCACAUCCCCCGGGGAGGACUGUACCCGACCCCGACCGUGGAUGCCCAGCAGCAGGAUAGGCAUUUGCACCGCAGCUGUCUGAAGCAGAUACUCCACAAGAUCAGAAUUCUGUGGGGCACAGAGCUGAUGGAGGACAAUGACAGCAGUCGCGAGAGAUACCUCAGGAACGUACUGAGGGAGAUGCUCACGUAUAUUGCAUUCCUCAUCACUAUUUGUAUAUUGACCUAUGGGAUGGUGAGUGCCAACAUGUACUACUACACCAAAGUCAUGUCUCAGCUUUUCCUGGACACACCGCUGUCUGCCGGAGACUCUUUCACUUUCAGGCACAUCUCAACAAUGGAUGAUUUCUGGAAGUUCACAGAGGGGCCAUUCCUCAACAGCAUGUACUGGGAAGUGUGGUACAACAACAAGAGUCUGCCGGACAAUCACAGUCUCAUCUACUAUGAGAAUCUCCUCCUGGGGGUGCCGCGCCUCCGACAGGUCAAAGUCCGCAACGAGUCCUGCUCCAUCCACCAGGACCUGAGAGACGAGGUUCAGGACUGCUACAACAUGUACACGCCAACCAAUGAGGACACCAGCUCCUUUGGCCCCAGGAAUAGAACUGCGUGGGUCUAUACAGCAGAGAGUGAGAUGAAUGACAGCAGCUACUGGGGUCAGGUUUCUAAAUACGGAGGUGGAGGAUACUACCAAGAUCUGUCUCGUACGAAAGCGGAGUCUGUUAUCCAGCUGCAAUUUCUCAAAGACCACCUGUGGUUGGACAGGGGCACCAGAGCCGUCUUCCUCGACUUCUCCGUCUACAAUGGAAACAUCAACCUCUUCUGUAUCGCUAGAUUGCUGGCGGAGUUCCCGGCCACCGGGGGGGUGGUGACCUCCUGGCAGUUCCAAACAGUGCGUCUGAUGCGUUACGUGUCCAGCUGGGACUACUUUGUGGCCGUGUGCGAGGUGGCGUUCUGCAUCUUCGUCCUGUACUACGUGGUGGAGGAGGUGCUCGAGAUCCGCAUCCACCGGCUGCAUUACUUCAAGAGCCUGUGGAACUGUCUGGAUGUUCUCAUCUUGGUGUUGAGUGUCGUUGCCAUCAUCAUGAACGUAACCAGAACAGCCAUGGUGGGCAGUUGUCUCAAAGGCCUGUUGGAGAAGGACAGUUCUCACCCCAGUUUCCAGCCCUUGGCCAACCUGCAGGUCCAGUUCAACAACGUGGCUGCAGUCAUCGUCUUCUUCUCCUGGAUCAAGAUUUUUAAGUUCAUCAACUUCAACAAGACCAUGAGCCAGCUGUCCAGCACCAUGUCGCGCUGUGCCAAGGACCUUGUGGGCUUCGCCAUCAUGUUCUUCAUCAUCUUCCUGGCCUAUGCUCAGCUGGCCUACUUGGUGUUCGGAACCCAAGUCAACGAUUUCAGCACGUUCCAAGCCAGCAUUUUUACCCAGUUCCGUAUCAUCUUGGGAGACUUUGAGUUCUCCGAGAUCGAGGAGGCGAAUCCAGUGCUUGGACCGAUCUACUUCACCACCUUCAUCUUCUUUAUCUUCUUCAUUCUCAUGAACAUGUUCCUGGCCAUCAUCAAUGACUCCUACUCUGAGGUGAAGGCUGACAUGUCCCAGCAGAGGACGGAGAUGGAGAUGACGGACCUCAUCAAGAAGGGCUGUAACAAAGCUUUGAUGAAGUUAAGACUGAAGAAGACGGCGGUGGAUGACAUCUCUGACAGCCUGCGUCAGGCAGGGGGCAAACUGAACAUUGAUGAACUCCGUCAGGAUCUUAAAGGAAAGGGCCACACGGAAGCAGAGAUUCAAGCCAUAUUUGCCAAGUACGAUCACGACGGUGACCAGGAGCUGACGGAGCACGAGCACCAGCAGAUGAGAGACGACCUGGAGAAAGAGAGAGAGGACCUGGAUCUGGAACGCAAUUCGCUGACCAGACCAUGCAGUGGGCGGAGCUUCCCUCGCACCCAGGAAGACUCGGAGGAGGACGACGACGAGGACAGCGGCCACAGCUCCCGUCGCCGUGGCAGCAGCUCGGGUGGCGUCUCCUAUGAGGAGUUUCAAGUGCUGGUGAGACGCGUGGACCGGAUGGAGCACUCGAUCGGCAGCAUCGUGUCCAAGAUAGACGCUGUGAUCGUGAAGCUGGAAACCAUGGAGAGAGCUAAACUGAAAAGGAGGGACGUGCUGGGCCGGCUGCUGGACGGAGUCAUGGAGGACGAGCGUCUGGGACGCGACACAGACGCCCACAGGGAGCAGAUGGAGAGGCUGGUGAGGGAGGAGCUGGAGCGCUGGGAGUCUGACGAUAUGGUCUCACAGGUCAGCCACCAGCAGCCCGCCACUGGUGCCGGCCCCCGCCCUCGUCCGUCCUCUGCUCUGUCCACCGACGGCCUCGACGCGAGCACAAACGGGAGCGGCCAUGUAUGAAGCCUCGGCCUUGCUAAAGAUUAUUCGAGAUUAUUUAACUUUGGCAAGAAACUCUCGAUUGGAAAUUUUCCCUCAGUGGUACAAGUAGCGUGAGAUGUGAGGCAGUUCUUGCAGGACAAAAGAAUUAUUGAGGCUUAAAAAAUUUCUUAAGAAAUUACAAAGGUGGUGACCUGACCUCAGAUACUUCAAUGCACUGAAAGUGAGUGAGGUUGUCCUGAGAGACAGAGGCAUCUAAAAUAUCCUGAAUCUGCCCUCAGCUGUUUUUUUCAAAGUAUUGUUUUGACAGGACGACAAAGGAAACUGCGAAAGAAUGCAUGAAAGAGGCUGAAGCACAAAGAAGGAUUUACAGAACAGUAUUAAAUCACAGUAUUACACACAGCAUUGGAUGCAAUACACCAGCUGUAAACAUACUCAGAAUACACAGCGUAUGAUUUUAAUAUCACCUGCUUCUAAUCACUGUAUCAACACGUUUAAGCAUUUUGUUCCUGUUGCUGAUUAUUUCUCCAUCAUUUUAACAUACAAUAGGUACGAGUGUGGCACACUGUGUCAUAUUUACUCAUCUCCUGUACGUCAGUUAAGCUUCUAAUUAAAUAGCUUAUCAUUUUAUGAUACAUAUUGUAACUUGAAACAAACUUCGAUUUGGAGUGCAUCUAGUGUUCAUGGGAAACCCAUGCAUUUAUAUAUAUAUUUUUUUUUCUUGUGCCUUACUUUUUUACUAUGUAUAUCGUUUUUUUAAUCUGUUAUGCCAAAUAAAGUGUUAUUAAAAUUCAAAA